Messenger RNA from Bombus impatiens (common eastern bumble bee), 2373 nucleotides. RefSeq names its product nascent polypeptide-associated complex subunit alpha (gene Nacalpha). The transcript is spliced from 14 exons. The record is from RefSeq and is a predicted model, not a curated record. Gene Ontology annotation, cellular component: nascent polypeptide-associated complex; cytoplasm. The coding region runs from base 341 to 2146 and encodes 601 amino acids. Lineage: Eukaryota; Metazoa; Arthropoda; Insecta; Hymenoptera; Apidae. Gene Ontology annotation, biological process: protein targeting to membrane.
AACGGAGCGUAUCUCGACUGGUGAAUAGCCGAUAGGAACGAACACGAAAUAACAAGGAACGUAACUUAAUACACAUUUUAAUUGAAAACAAUAUAUUUAUGCUCAAUUGAUUUAUUCAACAGAAAGUGACAAGUGAAAAGAACAUUUUUUGAUAUCUACUAAUUUACCGAUAUAUUAUUUAAAUGAACAUCUUGUGCCAUAAAAGUACUUUUUUAUAAAGGUCAUGACAAAUAUGUUAGAAAUCAUGACACUUAUAAAUAUUGAAACUAUAAACAUCGAAACAAAACACAAAGUGAUUUAAGUUUAAAUUUGGAUUGAUCGGCACCAACGGUUGGUUAAGAUGGAAAUCUUGUUUAGAUUUCUAUCAAGAUUUAGCAGGAAAAAAACAACAAUUGAAAUUUUGGAGGAUCUUGAUGUGAAAAUUAAAGAGAUGGAAAGAUAUGGAUAUAGUAUAGAACAAAGACAUAAAAAAGUUAUUGGAAUUCUGAUAUUAUACAGUGCGAUACUUUAUAUUAUAACAGCAUUCAUUUUUUACUUCUAUUUCUCCCCUGCAUCGCUAUAUGAUCAAAUAUUUUAUAUCAUUCCACUGUUAAUUUUUCCAAUUUUAAUAUUGCUUACAAAAAAGAUGGUAACCUGGUAUUAUAAAUAUAAAAUUUCUAAAAAUCAAGAUAGAUUAAUCUAUAUGCAAUCUGAAAAAAAGAAAAUUCUGGAUGUAGUUGCAGAGAUUGAAACAUAUAAAAAAGCUAAAGAAAUUCUGUUAAAGUUUGCGCCUGAUCAACUAAAAAUGACUCCACCUGCAAUAGAAAUUCCUGAACAAUCUAGUACACCACAAUGUAUAAAAUUUGCUAGAUCUCCUUUUGGGGAACUGAGGAAGCGUGUAACAAUAAGUCAAAAUCAAGCAUUAAAUGCGCAAAGCUGCGUAUCUUCUAACACUGGCCCUGCCCCAGCUGGCAUAACUCCUGUUCGCAAUUUACCAAAUACUCCUCUUCAGAGUAGUGAUAAACUAGCCAAUACUCCAAAUCAGAAUCAUAAGUCUCCUUUAUUCUGUCCAUCAAUCUUACCACGUCCAAUAUUAUCGCCGCAAAGGACUAGUUUGGAUCGAAUAAUUGAUUAUCUCAUUGGGGAUGGUCCAUCUAAUCGAUAUGCAUUAAUUUGUCGAGGUUGUGAGUUGCACAAUGGAAUGGCUCUCAAAGAGGAAUUUGAAUAUUUUGGAUUUAGAUGUUGUUACUGCAAUUUUUUGAAUCCUGCAAGGAAACAGAAGCCAUCUGCUCCAAAACUAGAACACAAUAUUACACUUAGUAAUCCAUCUUUAAACAAUUCUGAACAUUUAUCAGCUAACACCAGUACAGAACUUUUGGAAGAUGAACAAACUGAAUCAAAGGAUACAUCUGAUUCAGAUUUAGAUAUGAAAGCAGUUGAAAGAUCUACAGAAACGUUGAAAGAGAUUGAAUCUGUUACUGAUACUAAAUCAGAAAAAAAUACAUGUGACAAAUCAACAAAUAUGCCAGAAUUAACUGAACUCGACAAAGCUGCAAGCUCAGAACCUACUAAGGUCGAAGCAGCUGCAGCAGGAUCUGGAACUGAUACAGAUUCAGAUGAUACUAUCCCGGAAUUGGACGAUGCAGGAGCUGGGGGUACUGUUGGUUUCCCAGGGACAACCGUCACUGGUCUUCCCAUUGAUAUGGUUUCUAAAGCAAAACAAAGUCGAGGAGAGAAAAAAGCCAGGAAGCUUAUGAGCAAAUUGGGAUUAAAGCCUGUGCAAGGAGUUAACAGAGUGACUAUUCGUAAAUCAAAAAAUAUUCUCUUUGUAAUCAAUAAGCCAGAUGUGUUAAAGAAUCCAGCUUCAGAUACUUACAUAGUGUUUGGCGAAGCCAAGAUCGAGGAUCUGAGCCAACAAGCUCAAGUAGCAGCAGCUGAGAAGUUUAAGGAACCACCAGUUAUUCCAGCAACUGAAGCUGGCGGUAGUACUACGGUUGUUGCACCAAUACAAGAAGAAUCAGAAGAAGAAGUAGACGAAACGGGUGUCGAAGAAAAAGACAUUGACCUAGUAAUGUGUCAAGCCAAUGUGUCUCGAGGGAAGGCUAUUAAAGCUCUUAAAAAUAAUCAGAAUGAUAUUGUCAAUGCUAUUAUGGAAUUGACAAUGUGAUGAAGCUACUUUGCAGUAGGGUAUGCUACGUCGUAGCUAUCAUUGUGACAUCAUCUUAUUUUAUCACUACGUCAUCAGGAAAGAACAUCAUCCUUUUUUUCUCUCAUUACACGUUGAAAGGAUUAAGCUCGAAUACUAAGAGGCAUGGAGACCGUGAUGUUUGUCUCAAAAGAAUUCACAUGUAUAUACAUAAUUCAUAUGAAAAAAAAAUAAAUACACUAAGGACA